This is a messenger RNA of Racocetra persica, 356 nucleotides long. NCBI's taxonomy places the organism in Eukaryota, Fungi, Glomeromycota, Glomeromycetes, Diversisporales, Gigasporaceae. The record is from the annotation of a GenBank genome assembly.
UGUCACUGUACACUAUUUCCGCUUUCGGUGAAGAGUUUAAGUGCCCAGAAAGUCAUGAUGAGAAAAACCCUAAUUGUCUUUACGCUAAUCCAGAUGAUUGUUGUUCAUUCUAUCAGUGCGCUAACGGUAAACCAUAUUUGAUGAAAUGUCCUGAAGGUUUGCAAUGGAAUUCGAAACAACUAUGGUGUGAUUGGCCACAAAAUUCUGAUUGUGGGGUUAAUGGUAAAAGUGGAGAUCAUCAAGAUCAUCAAGUCGAAGAACAUAAGACAAAUAAACCUGAAGGUGAAACUGAUGGUAAACCCGAUGGUGAACCUGAUGGUGAGCCUGAUGGUCAGCCUGAGGAAGAAACUCAGUAA